Molecule: messenger RNA, 582 nt
Organism: Salvia splendens (bonfire salvia)
Lineage: Eukaryota; Viridiplantae; Streptophyta; Magnoliopsida; Lamiales; Lamiaceae
Exons: 1
Coding region: 1-582 (193 amino acids)
Molecular function (GO): RNA-DNA hybrid ribonuclease activity; nucleic acid binding
Source: RefSeq, a predicted model, not a curated record
AUGGGCUUGAGUAUUCCGAGCCACCCUGCCUCAAGACUGCCGAGACCACUGGUGACGUCCUUUAAGUGGCACCCCCCUGAAGGCCCGUGGAUUAAAGUCAAUACGGACGGGGCAUACACUGGGGCACCGGAUAGAGCGGGAGGGGAAGGAGUGGUACGCGACUGGUCCGGAAAGUUGCUCGCGGCCUUCUCAACCCCCCUUGACGCACACUCAGCCCUAGAGGCCGAAUUGAUGGCUGCUCAUCAUGGACUUGAGCUUGCGAGGGUACAUGAGCAACCCAUUUGGAUCGAGACGGACUCAGAACAAGCCGCCAAACUCCUCAAUGGCUUUACGUGGGGACCGGCACAUCUCCGCCGGGUCAUGGCGCGAAUUUUCCUCUUCAAGCGCCGGUACACCAUGCGCGCCUCCUUUAUCCCCCGGGAGGGGAAUCAAGCGGCGGACCUGCUCGCUAAGAUGGGCCUUGGCCAGCAAUGCUUCCUCAGGUUCUCCGCCCAAACAGCUCCAAGACCCCUAAAGGACAUCAUUAGAAUGGAAGAAAUGGGAAUACCCAACAUUCGAGUUCGGUCGGAAGAACACGAGUAG